Molecule: messenger RNA, 783 nt
Organism: Cherax quadricarinatus
Lineage: Eukaryota; Metazoa; Arthropoda; Malacostraca; Decapoda; Parastacidae
Source: RefSeq, a predicted model, not a curated record
UAGGCCUGUGACUGUAUGACGUCACGGGAUGCAGCUUGAGUGUGAGGCGAGCUACCUCGGCCUCAGUCGGCGCAUAGACAUCCAGCUAGGCAGUGACAAGGCAGAGGCUGGGCUCCAUCUCCCAUUACCAGAGUCUGACAAUAUAUCGUUACCAUCCAACAAGGUGGUGCUGAUCAGCGGGUUGUCCACAAUCAAGGAGGUUUACACACACAAGGCGUCUGCUGACAAGCCACCUAUGGUCCUCAAUGCCACGAGGAACUACCUGCUGAGCGACGGACAGGCAAUCAAUUUAGGUCUUCUCGGUGGGAACGGUCAGACGUGGCAAGAACUGCGGAGGUUCGUACUGCGCCACCUGCGGGACUUCGGGUUCGGGAAGACCAGCUGUGAACCCUUGAUCGUAAAGGAGGUGACUGAACUGAUGGAUCACAUCCAGCAGCAAGAGGGUCAGCCCAUCGUCAUGAAGCGUCUGUUCAAUCGGUCUGUGGUAAAUGUCGUGUGGAGGAUUGUGAUGGGAAAAAGGUUUCCUCACGAUGACGCCAAGGUUGCCAAGGUCAUUGAAACCUUCUUGCAGCCGGCUGAUACGAAUUUGAUUCAUCCUCUGUUCUUCAUCCCCGGGAUGGCGAAGACGAUCGUUUACCUACCCAUUUGGAGAAAUAUAACGAAGUCCCUCAGAGACCUCGCUACUUUCAUAAAGGUAAAAUAUCUUGGAGGUACAAUUCAUGAAUCUUCUAAACAUUUUUAAGAUGAGAGCCAAAUAGCGCACAAUAAUAAACAAAAGACACA